Molecule: messenger RNA, 863 nt
Organism: Lolium perenne
Lineage: Eukaryota; Viridiplantae; Streptophyta; Magnoliopsida; Poales; Poaceae
Source: RefSeq, a predicted model, not a curated record
GCAAUGCAACAGUGGACUUCUCACCCUAUAUAUAGACGCCGGAUCUCCUCACCAUUUCCCCCAUUCUGACGCUUGCCUGAUCAUCGCCCUCGAUAUUUCUUCCAUCUCCUUUCUCCGAUCGAGCCGCUUCUUGCUUGCUCGGUCGUCUGAUCUCGUACGCUGCUCUUGAACUAAUGGCUCACGGCAAGAGGUCUAGGCAGCAAGCCGAGGCAAUGACCUCCGUCAGCCUGCUGGACCUGGACAGCAGCGACAUGGCGCGCAUCCUGCUGCUCUUCUCCGGCCACCACCACCACCAAGGCUACCACGGCGUCUCCGCCGGACCGUCGUCGCCGGAGAGAGUGUUCGAGUGCAAGACCUGCAACCGGCAGUUUCCUUCCUUCCAAGCCCUAGGCGGGCACCGGGCCAGCCACAAGAAGCCGCGCCUCGCGGACGGCGCCGAGCCGCCCAAGCCCAAGGUGCACGGCUGCUCCAUCUGUGGCCUCGAGUUCGCCGUUGGCCAGGCGCUCGGCGGCCACAUGCGCCGCCACCGCGCCGUCGCGGCGACAGGGGAUGGGCUCGGGCUUGGCCUCGACCUCGUCCUCGGCCUCGGGUCCAAAGACAUCAGCCAGAAGAAGACAACGGCGGCGGCCGAGCUGGCGUUCGACCUGAACGUGCCAGCGCUGGAGGAGGAGGAGUCGGCCGAUCGCGCCAACAGGAAGCUGGGGCUCGCCAUGGACUUCCCCGUCGUGGUUAACUUCCGACGUUCAGACCAAGAGAGGAUAUUCAAGUCUGAUCUACACAAGACAUACAGUACAAUUUACAUAGGUUGACUUCUCGCGGUAUUUGUGGUAGAAUUUUUUUCAGAAGAUAUACAGUACAAUGGU